AUGCUACUCGAGAAGAUAACAGUCGAAUUGAUACCUACCAGAUCGCAUUGCACUACCUUUUAUAGACCCAUUUUGAUGCUUGGGGUAAUGAUGGCUGGGCUGCAGAGUAUGGUCACUGGAAGGUCAGAAGGCUUUCUUAAAACUAAAAGUUGCCAAGACAAAUCGACCAUCUGGGUUGAGUUCAGAUACUUUGGGCUGAGAAAUCUGGUUGAUAUCCUAUCUGCCUUUAUCUUUGUGCAGAUGCAGAGAGCGCUGGGUUGGUGCCAUUUUAUCGAAAAAGCUGCGGUAUCCAUGGGGAGCCCAGUAUUCUCUGGCCCAAAUGCCUCUCGAUGUUUCAAUGCUUUACAGAAUUCAAUUGUAAUCUCAGUUUCUCCUCAUUAUUUGAUAAGUGUGGUAUAA
Kuraishia capsulata CBS 1993 is the source of this 399-nucleotide messenger RNA. RefSeq lists its product as uncharacterized. The record is from RefSeq and is a predicted model, not a curated record. Bases 1 to 399 code for a protein of 132 amino acids. Lineage: Eukaryota; Fungi; Ascomycota; Pichiomycetes; Pichiales; Pichiaceae. The transcript has a single exon.